This is a messenger RNA of Schistosoma margrebowiei, 5739 nucleotides long. NCBI's taxonomy places the organism in Eukaryota, Metazoa, Platyhelminthes, Trematoda, Strigeidida, Schistosomatidae. The record is from the annotation of a GenBank genome assembly.
GACGCGUGUCAUUCAAAGCUGACGUUACUUUGAUUAGUCACGGACUGCAAUGGCACUGACUUCUGCUGCUGGACUUGUUUCUCUUUUGGACGACAAGGGUUCUGAUGUCAAAGCAUUUGCUCUAAAACGUCUCUAUGAUAUGGUUGACGAGUUUUGGGCUGAAAUCUCAGAAGCAGUAAUGAAAAUUGAAAUACUUCAUGAAGACUCUAAUUUUGAAUAUAACAAACUUGCUGCUUUACUUGUGUCUAAAGUUUAUUAUCAUCUAGCUGUCUAUGAUGAUGCACUUCACUAUGCUUUAUGUGCUGAAGAGCUUUUCGAUCUAAAUGCGAAUACCGAAUUUGUGGAAACCAUUAUUGCUAAAUGUAUUGAUAAGUAUACCGCUCUUCGAACUGCUCAAGAUCAGCUUGUGGAUUCGUCUGGUUCCGUUGUAACAGAAUAUUCAGACGACAGUACUUGGUCUGUUACUAGUCCAACAUACAAAAGACUAGAACACGUUGUCAACAAGAUGUUUGACCGUUGCUUUGAUCACAAACAGUAUAAACAAGCCCUAGGGAUAGCUAUUGAAACUCGGAGGUUGGACAUAUUUGAGAAGGCGAUAAUUUCGUCGGAUGAUCAAGAGGGCAUGCUUCGUUAUGCUUUUCGUGUUGUGCUCACUUUAAUCGACAGUGUACGCUUGAGAAACCGUCUUCUUAAAAUCUUAGUUUCUGUGUAUAUGAACCGAGCUCUUCCCUCAGAUGCUGUAAAUGUUUGUCAGUGUUUAGUACUAAUGGAUGACCCACAGGCCACAGCAGAUACUCUGGAACACUUGUUACUACAAUCACAAGAGGCAGCCGUAACAGCAUAUCAAAUAGGUUUUGAUUUGUACGAAAAUGCAACCCAAAACUUUCUUCAACGUGUUUCAGCCUCUCUUGCCCGGAGUUCAAAGUUGAGUCAUGUAAUGAACUUAAUUGAACGUGAUAAAAACGCUGCAAAAAGUUCAAAAACGCCGGAGGGUUCAGCUUGUACCACCGUCGAAACUACAGACGGCGAUAAAAAUAAAUCAGACAACAAGGAAGCAGAAGAAGCGGUGGAAACUGCAUUAGCUAGUGAAACAAACAAAGAGGCUGAGAUACCUGCAGAUGAACCGCUGUCAGAAUUAGAUAAAGAAAUUAAAAAUCGUCUUAUGCACCUGGUCAGUAUUUUAUCAGGAGAUAAAGUAAUUGAAUUGCACCUCCAAUUUUUGAUACGAAAUAACAAAGCUGACCUUCGACUACUUGAACGCAUACGUGAUGAGGUACGACAUUCGGUGACGCAUAAUGCUACAGUUAUUGCAAAUGGUAUUAUGCAUUGUGGAACAACAUCAGAUCAGUUUUUAAGGGAUCAUUUAAAUUGGUUAGGAAAAGCUGUAAAUUGGGCUAAAUUUACUGCUACUGCUACCCUUGGGGUUAUACACAAAGGUCAUGAAAAAGAGGCUUUACGUCUUAUGUCUGCUUAUUUGCCCAAAGAUGCAAGUGGUUCAUCUGGUUCCGUGUACACUGAAGGUGGUGGUUUGUUUGCUCUAGGCUUGAUUCAUGCUAAUCAUGGUGGAACGAUGACAGAAUAUUUGCUCAAUCAAUGCAAGGAGGCUACUGCAGAACCUGUCAGGCAUGGUGCAUGUUUAGGCCUUGGUUUAGCUGCUAUGGGGACCGGUAGAGAGGACGUAUAUGAUCAAAUUAAACUUAAUCUUUAUCAAGAUGAUGCAAUCACAGGUGAAGCAGCGGGUAUUGGUAUUGGUUUAGUCAUGUUAGGAACUGGGUCAACACGAGCUAUUGAAGAUCUACUUGGUUAUGCUAAAGAAACAGCACAUGAGAAGAUUAUACGUGGCGUUGCUUUAGGUAUUGCACUUGUCAUGUACGGUCGAGUUGAGGAAGCUGACGAACUUAUUGACAAUCUAAUUAUUGAUAAUGAUCCCAUUUUACGUUGGUCUGGUAUGGCAACAAUUGCAAUGGCUUACUGUGGGACUGGUAAUAAUCAGGCAGUGAAACGUUUACUCCACGCUGCAGUCAGUGACACCAAUGAUGACGUUCGACGAUGGGCUGUUACAGCUCUUGGUUUCGUUCUAUUCAAAAAUCCUGAGCAGGUCCCAUCACUGGUGUCCUUACUCGUUGAAUCCUACCAUCCUCAUUUGCGCUAUGGUGCUGCUAUGGCUGUAGGAAUAGCCUGCGCGGGAACAGCCCUUAAAGAAGCUGUUAGUUUAUUAGAAACUUUACAUGAAGGAACAGUGCCAUUUGUUCGUCAAGGUGCCUUAAUUGCUAAUGCAAUGGUAUUAAUUCAGCAGAAUGCGGUUACCUCCCCAAAGUCCGUGGAUUUCCGUCAGAAAUUGUUGAAAAUUAUUGGGGAUCGUCAUGAAGAUUUAUUGGCCAAAUUCGGUGCUAUCAUAGCAUGUGGUAUUUUAGAUGCUGGUGGAUGUAAUAUGACUAUUUCAUUGCAAACACGUACGGGCAAUGCGAAUAUGGCAGCGGCUGUUGGUCUUUUAAUCUUUCAGAAUUUCUGGUUUUGGCAUCCAUUAACCAAUUUUAUCAGCUUAGCAUUUACACCAACUGCAUUAAUAGCAUUGAAUAAAGAUUUGAAUAUGCCAAAGAUACAGUUUCGUUCAAAUGCUAAACCGUCGACUUUUGCUUAUCCUCAACCAUUGCAACAGGAAAAAGAAAAGAAACGUGAAAAAGUAGAGACAGCUAUUUUAAGUAUUACAGCUAAACAACGUAAAAAGGAGGCUGAUAGAAAACAACACAAAGAACAACAACAGUCGACAACCACCGGUGGAGCACAAACUCGCAAAGAUUCUCAAACUAAAGAAGUUAAGAUGGAUAUAGAUACUCCAUUAGAAACUGUCAAAGAAGAAAAACCUUCAGCAUCAUCAACUGAAACAAAAGAAGAGAAAGAACCGAAUUUCAGUCUACUAAAUAAUCCAGCUAGAGUAAUGCGUUCACAACAAAGAUACGUGACCCUUCCUGAAUCAUCUCGUUAUGUAACUUUAAAACCAAUCAGUCAGGUAUGUACCCAAAUAAUUUAAUUUGAGAUAUCUUUGUUUUGCAAUAACAGAUUUUAAAGUGUUGCGUAACCCACAGAUAUUUUGUAAUUAAAUGUAAUUUUUCUAUAGCUAAUUUUUAAUUAGAACUUGUUUUUUUCUUCAAUAAACAAUGCAUUAGUUAUUAGUACUGUAUUUUACAAUUCCAUCAUUCAAGGUUUAAUUUAUCAGGUAGCUUGUCAAGAAAUGCCUUUCAUUGAAAGUAUGUAAAAUCGUUUGUUGCAAAUUUGUCAAAUAAAUCUAACUACUAAUCCUCAGGUUAUAUGGAAGAAACUACUUUUGAGAAAUUCAUUUAUAAAUCGAUUUUAUAAGAAUAAAGUCAUAGCAAAUAUGCGAUACCUCUUCUAUGUUAUAAUUGUAUUUUCAAAUUUGUUCUUAGUCGACUGUAUCGUGUGCACAUCCUUCUGCUGAUGAUUGUGUAACUGUUUGGUAUGUUAAGAAUAUAGUCAACCUCUUUAGGAAAAAAAUAAAUAAAGAAGAGAAGUAUUUCUUUUCAGUUUGAUUCUCAUCCCUGCUUUAGACUAAUAUAUAGUUUAACAAUAAGAAACCUCAUUAAUUUGAUCAUCAUAAAAGUUUAAAAUGUCUUAUUACACAAUCUCUCAUUUGCCGAUGCCUUUGGUCUUCAGAUUUUUAUUCUGUUUUUGUUGAUUAGCUAUAACAUUCUCCUUACGAAUAUGAGUUAUCACCGCUUGAUUGGCAUUGAUCUUAUUAUCAUUAGUGUAAAGCCGUGAUGGAAAACAAAUUGCAAAAGCGUAUUUCUUCACUCUAUUCAUCUUUUUAUUGUUAAAUAUUACAACAAAAAUAACUGUUGUUCAUUUUAUUGUUUCUAACCUUUUUUCUCUCUGAUGAUAUCAAGGUUAAUUGUUAGUUUAAGUGGUGUGUGGAGAUUGUUGAAUGUUUUCGUAGUCAUAAAUCGAACUAGACUAUAAAAAACCUAUUGACAUCUAGUAAUCAUUAGACAACUGUUUCGUCACAGUGUGGUAUUUCUCAUUAUUGUUAUUGGUUAGAAUGAAACAGUAAAUAGAAAGGCUUAUUUAAAUUCCAGUUGUUUAUUCAGAAACUUGUUGUGAUUUGAACGUUAUUAUUUGGCUGAUAAUACAAUCAAUAUCAUUUUUGUUAGUUUUCCUAAAAAAAAUACUUUGUCACAUUUUUCCACAUUAAACCAUUUUCAUGGAUUGAUGAACUUUUUAGUGACUGAAUUAUUGAUCCGUCCUUUUUCAUCCGUUGAAUGACUCUUCAAAUGAUUCGUAUAUUUUCAGUUUAUAGUGCAUAAUAUUUAUGUUAGAUUGGUUUAUUUAUUGUUGUGUGAGCUCGUGAUUUAAUUAUCACUCAUAGUGGAGCAGAAAGCUAUCUUUUUAGUUUAAACACUCAACUAUCAGCUACUGGAUAACAGUCAUGAACAUCACUGUAUAUGAUUUGGCUUCAACACCCAGGUAGUAUCGCUAGGCACCAGAUCGAGAUUUGUGUAACCCAAAACCAUGUACACAAACAUGUACUUGUAGCAGUUCACAGAAAAUGAGUCGACUAUUUUGUAAAUUUAGAUUAUACGUGUCUAAUUUUUAUUCUUUUUCCUUUGUUGUAAAAUAAGUAUAUAAUUUAUUUUGAAAUCGUUCUUAUAUGUAUUGAACGUCCUUUAAAAUUCAGUUUUUAUAAUACAUUUAUAGGGUGGAAUACUGAUGGUGCAAGAUAGGAGUCCUCAAGAUGCAGAAGUUUUAGUUGAAAAUGUACUUGGACAUGGCCCUACCUUAGAACGAUCAGGAGGCGGUGGAGGAACUGGGUCUUCUAGUGGUACAAGUAGCUCUGAUCUUGCUGCUGCAUUAGGCUCUGGAUCUAAUUCUAAAACAGAGCUUAUUCAUGCAUCAACCAUUGGAGCUUAUCUUGACGAGGAUGAUGAUGACGAUGAUGAGGAAGAUGAAGAUGACGAUGAAGAUUCUUCUAGUGAUAUGCAUGAAGAAGAUGAAGACGAUGAUGAAGAAGAGUUUGAUGUAGCUACAGCCACUGUUUCGACUGUUGAAAUCGAAGAGUCUGACGAUCACAUUUCUAAAGGAGAUAUAGAAAUGAGUGAAAGUAGUACAGAGGUGAAACGCGACAAAAGUCGUGGAUCUACUUCAAGCCGUCGUGGCAGCAAAUCACAUGUAUCAAGCUCUGAACCGAAUCCACCAGAACCGUUUCUAUACAUAGAAGAAGGUACAACAUCGCAAACAACAACAUCUAGCAUUGCUGGUAGCAGUAGUACUAAUAGUAAAUCAGACUCCACUGUAGCUACAGACACCUCUUCUACUAAUGCUAAACAGUCACCUCCGACUUCGUCCUCCGAACCAAUGGAUGUUAUAUUGGAGACUGAUAAAGAAGCAGAAAAGAAAUCAGAUUCUGAAUUGGAUAAAAAAUCAAAAGACAAUAAUGACAAAUAAAUCGAUAAUAGUUUGGUUUCAACUUUAUGUUCAGUGCUAUGCAAACUCUUUUUCUUUGUUUUGUUACAUUCUCUGGUAUUACACUUCUGUACGCAUGGAAAAUUCGAAUGUAUUUUUCUUUACUUGUUCAUUUUUGACUCACUGAAAGUGUCUAUUUUUUUGUCUGAAAACGGAUGUAUAAAUGUAUCAGUUUCGUUUCUCCCAAUGAGAAAGAAAUAUGUACCGACGUUUCAAAAGUGUUAACUUAAUCUGUAUAGAAGCUUGAAAAUAAGUUUUAUCUUC